Terrapene triunguis (Three-toed box turtle) is the source of this 2483-nucleotide messenger RNA. It is a transcript of the gene NSRP1, whose product is annotated as nuclear speckle splicing regulatory protein 1. Bases 212 to 1825 code for a protein of 537 amino acids. Gene Ontology annotation, biological process: regulation of alternative mRNA splicing, via spliceosome. The record is from RefSeq and is a predicted model, not a curated record. The transcript is spliced from 6 exons. Lineage: Eukaryota; Metazoa; Chordata; Testudines; Emydidae.
UGUCCUAAAUUAUGCCCAAUAACAGUGGCACUGAUGCUGAUUUUGCUAGUAUGCUAUUUUCUAUUUUUAAAAUUGGGUGGUUGUUUUCUUUGUCUUGGAAUAUAAUACAUAUAUUACUGUAUUAUUGUCAAUAAUAAUAAAAGGGUGAUUUCUAACCUUUUUCUCCAGAUAUGGGCUUAUUUUGCCCAAGAAAGCAUUGCAGAAAACUCUGAUGUUGAAGAAACAUUCAGUCUUUGCAGAUGACUCUGAUGAAGAGACAUCUGUGGGCGAGAGUCUACAAAAAGAAGCAUUAAAAAAGCAAGUAAUGAAGCAAACCAAACUUGAGAUUCAGAAGGCCUUGGCAGAAGACUCCACAGUGUAUGAAUAUGACAGUAUUUAUGAUGAAAUGCAGCAGCAGAAGAAAGAAAGUAAUGCCAAAGUGCUCUCAGGAAAAGAUGACAAAAAGCCCAAAUACAUCCAAAAUAUCCUCAAAGCAGCUGAGGUAAGAAAGCAGGAGCAGGAAAAAAGAAUGGAAAAAAAAAUUCAGAAGGAGCGUGAAAUGGAAGGGGAAGAGUUCGAUGACAAAGAGGCCUUUGUGACAUCAGCCUAUAAGAAGAAACUGCAAGAAAGGGCUGAGGAGGAGGAAAGAGAAAAAAAGGAAGCCGCACUGGAGGCAUGCCUGGAUGUGACCAAACAGAAGGAUCUCAGUGGAUUUUACAGACAUCUUUUAAACCAGACAGUGGGGGAAGAAGAGGUGCCCAAAUGCAGCCUCCGUGAAGCCAGGAUAAAGGAAGAAAAAUCUACCACUAAUUCAGAUGAAUCCAUCCAAAGAAACAAAAGUCCAGAUGAGAGACCAAGACUUAGAACCCCUGCUAAGGAAGAAGAUAACCCAGAUGCGGACAGUGACUUAGAAAGUGAUAGUAGUGAUGAUGAUCAUAAAAAUAGCAGAGCUAGUUCUAAAAAGAAGGAAAGUCGAGACAGCUCUGAGAGCAGUGAGAAGGAUUCCAAACAUCACAGGAGCCGGAAACACUCCAGCUCAUCAGAGUCUUCCAGUGAGGAGGGAAGUCACCACACAAAAACCCAUAUAAAUCGUCCUAGGAGAGGAGAGAGUGGAAUAGGUAGAAGGGAAAAAGAUGAGCACCACAAGGAAAGGGAUCAUGAGAGAAGAGAUAGAAACCAGGAAAAGGAUCGCCGGAGGGAAAAGGAAGACCGACAUAGAUAUGGGGAUCAUACCAGUAAAGAUACCUACAGAAAGAGGGAUGAGCCGGAGGACAAACAGAGGGGGAAAGAUAAAAAAGAGAGAGAUGGAUAUGACAAAGAAGGUAGGAAAGAGAAAGAGAGGGAGGACAAGAAUUCAGAAAGGGAACGAGAAAAAGAGCGACUAAGAAAUGGCAAAGACAGAUACAGUGAUAGAGAAAGAGGGGAAAAAUGCAGAGAAAAGGAGGAACAUUUGAAGGAAAAGAGAGAGAGAGAUGACAAAGAUGACAAGAAAUACAGGGACAGGAAGGAAAGUAGUCCUCGAGCCUCAGAAAGGGACAGGGACAAGAAGCAAAGUAGCCCUAGAUCCUUAGAAAAAGACAGACCGUGUGACCAGGAGAAAGAGGCAAAGGACAGAAAGAGUAAUGAUGAGAGAAUCUCAUGCUCUGAAAGAUUUCCUGAGCCAAAAGGUAAGGAUGAAGAAGAAGGGCAAAAAGGUGCAGAGCAGAUGGAAAAAAAAUCUCUGUGUGUGAGCAAAUUUGCCAAGCGGAGCAGUGAAGAGACAGUGGUAUCAGCAAGGGAUCGCUACUUGGCUAGGCAAAUGGCACGAGUUAGCACAAAAUCCUAUAUUGAGAAAGAAGAAGAUUAGCUUCUUUUCAGUGGCCAUAAACCAAGAGAUGAUCCACUUUCACUGGUGGAAAAAUCACUGCAGCAGGAACUCUGUGUUGAAGUGAAAGUAUUUCCUGACCAUUUAUUUCUGGGGUUUUUUAAACUCAGUAAUUUAAUAAAACAAACUUCUGUUUUGAAAUGUUUUGAUGGUCUUUGUACAUUCAUCCAGUCAAAUGUACAGGCAAGGUGUUUAAUUUGACUGGUUCUGUCCAUCAUGGCCUUCAGCCUCUGCUUGCUCUAUCAUUUAUUCAAAGACAGGGAGUCACACUUAUGGAUUCUAAACUGAUACAGGUGAGAAUACCUCAAUGCCAGCCUGCAUAUAAUCCUUAUCAGCUAAUACCAGUACUACCCCUCUUCUGGAGUAGCAGCAUUCUCAGACAUUACUGUCAGAUCUCACUGUCCAGAGAAGUUAACAGAGAGUGUGCAGGAGAGAGAACUUUAAAGAGAGGGAUAUGCAAGCAAAAUAAACAGAACAAUAAUUUAGGUGACCCUGUAUGUUUUGUGGUAUUUUGUAAACCAGGUAAAUUUCAUCUGGACAUAUUUGGAUUUGAACGUAUAUAACAUAUUCGUGGUUUUUUGUUUGUUUCUGGUGCUUGAUGUACAGAAAUAUUUAAAUAAAAUGUAAGUUAUGUACUAUA